AACGAAGAGCUAGGAUUUUGGUGGCGUUUGUUGUCGAAAGUUGCAAGAGCAGAAAGGUUCAACAAUAUCUUCUAUUUUAUUGCCCUCCCACCACAAUUUUUUUUGCAAGACUAUCUUUAAUACUAAUACACAGAGCACGUUCAGUCGGUUUUACACUAUCCCACACCAUAUCCCCCUGAGGAGCCCUUCAUCAUCAUCAUCAUCAACAACAAUAAUGCCCAGGCGAAGGAAAAGUAGAAUCCGAGAGGCCUAUGACGAGCACUUUUCAGAGAGCGCGGUAACAUACCCAAGAAUUGUGAAUGCUGUCGAGAGGAGGAUGGUUGUGACAAGACCUGAGCAAGACUAUGACAGAGAAUUUGAAUACGAAACCAAUCAGUAUAGCGGCAUUCGAAGUUACCAUGAUGAUGACCACAGAGGACACCGUAGCGACAGGAUACACACAGGAAGUGAUCGAGGAUACCAUGGUGACAGUACACCUAUAGGAAGCUUCCGAGUGAGGAAUUCCCCACCUCCCCGACAAGAGGAUUACAGAGAUUGCUACUACAGGGACUCCAGAGAGGAUUCUCUGAUGGGGCAUCAAGGAGACAUGAGGAUAAGCAGCAGAGCAGGCUCCCACCUCAGCAGCAGAGUUAAAGGAAUAGCUCCUCUCUCGAGGACCGUGUCUUUAGCAGCUAACCCCGAUAGAGUGGACCCCAAUCUGAUGCAGGCCCUCAUCUACUUGGACCGAGGAGAGGACCCUGAGGGUCUUAGGCGAAGGGGCCUGGACCCCUACCCUGCUGGCCCAGCCGGGGACACUUACAAAACAGUGCGGGAUCGCUCUCCUGUCAGGAUGGAUAUCCCACCAGGCCCUGUUAUCAUGCGCUCUGGGUCCAACACCAGCAAAAGGAGCUACUCCCCAGACAGGGACCAGAAGAGCUUCUCCUACCAGCAGAGCCAGCAGAAGAGGUAUAACGAAGAGCCUCAGAGCCAGAACAGAGAACCUGAUACGCCCAGGUUGCUAAGCCACACCAGAAGUACCUCCCUAGACGGAUCAGCAAAAAGCUACGGAGCAAUCAAGGAGGAGAGUGUCCCCACGCCAGCCCUGCUAGCGGGGCCGAAGGAGAUGGUGUCGGCCAAAGAAACGGUGUCGGCCACGGAGGAGACGGAGCAGACGCUGGACAACUUUAAGACACGGCGCUCUCAAGCCAUCGCAGCUAAAGCGCUGGAAAUCGAGAAGCGGUACAAGCAGGACUGCGAGACAUUUGGCACGGUGGUAAAGAUGCUGGUUAUCAAGGAGCCCAGUCUGGAGAAGAUGCUUCAGAACCCUCUGAAGGACAACCUGAUUGAGAUCAGGGAGCGUUGCCUUGACGACCUCCGACACUUCAUCAUAGAGCUGGACCAGGUCAUAAAGCCCCAACCAUCAACAUGAGGGGGAACCACAAAUCCCCUUACUACAUACCAGGAUUGAUGGACCAGAGGUGGAGUUUGGCCAGUGGUAUAGACAUUGUGACCCUGUGUGCAACCCUGUGUGAUAUUCUCUCAAUACUGUGUCAAUAAGAGGGAAACAUUCACAUUCAGGUAACAUUUUAACCUAAGAAUAAUUGGUCACAAAAAAAAGUUACUUGAUUUUAUUGAAAACAUGCUUAAUUGAGAAUAAGUGUUUUUUUAUUUUCGCCAACCUUUUCUAAGUUGAGAUCACUGAGUCGAAAUGCAAGUCCAGAUCUACCACUCGGAUGUUUCCUAAAUAUGACUUAAAAAACCUAAGCCUGUGCUACAUUAACCAAUUAAAAACAGUUCUGUAACCAUGAGGUUUGUACAGUAAGCUAUAGGCCCAAUACAUUAUCACGGCAUAUUGGCUUCGCUUUAAUUUCCCUGCCAACAUAUUGUUGUUCGGACCAUUUAAAAAAUAUAUAUUUCAAAAUUUGAGGUAGGCUAUAUGAUCACAAAGUAAUAUAGAUCAGUGUUUGUAUUACUUGUGAGUCGAAGCUAAGUGAGCAUAUUUAAAUAAUUUGCUUUAAAUUUUACUGGGCUGAUGGUGCCUGUAUCUGAUGGUCAGUCUUAGCAGUCCGCCUCUCAACAUCCCUCUACUCUCCCUUUCCUCCGCUGACACUGACCAAAAAGGAUACUGUCAUCCAGCUGAUGGAGGAUCUCAUUCUCAGUCUCUCUCUCCUAAUGGUUUUGAAAUCUCACAGUAUCUGUAGCUUUCCUUCACUCCUGCUACGUUACUGCAGACACUGUAAUCUGAGCCAUCCGAUUGGCCAGUGGUAGGCCUUUAGUGCACUUCAUUUGCUCUGCAGGCCCGCCGGGAAGGCAGAGUUUGUAUCUUCAGACAAAUGAAAUGGUCCAAAAUUGAAACACUUUGUCUACCCGGCGUGCAGGGCAGCUGAAUCAAGUGCAUCUACCGGCAACAGCGCAAGACAAACAAAUUAUACAAACGCAAGGAUUUUUUUUUUUUUACAUAAAUGUUUGAGAUAGACAAGAAAUGCCUUUGAGAUCGACCAGUUGGUCACCACUGCUUUGGGGAGGACAUAGAAGAAAAUAUGAAGAAAAAAACGAAGCGUUCUAAUUUGAUUGGCUUGUUUCAAUGCUGUUCUAGAUUUCAGACUUGAAAAGAGAAUUCUGCCGUCGUUUCUCUAGAUGUCCAGCUGUCAUUUCUUUACUCUGUCAUCCACUACUACUGGCUUUCUGACCAAGUAGUAAAACAACCUGAUCAUAUAGAGUUUGCAUAUUUUUGUGUAUUUACAUCUUAUUUUCUAUUUGGUAAUAAAAGUGAUGUAACAA
Messenger RNA from Oncorhynchus masou masou (cherry salmon), 2760 nucleotides. Its product is annotated as periphilin-1-like. NCBI's taxonomy places the organism in Eukaryota, Metazoa, Chordata, Actinopteri, Salmoniformes, Salmonidae. Bases 215 to 1408 code for a protein of 397 amino acids. The transcript has 11 exons. Gene Ontology annotation, cellular component: nucleoplasm. Gene Ontology annotation, biological process: protein localization to heterochromatin; negative regulation of DNA-templated transcription; negative regulation of gene expression, epigenetic. The record is from RefSeq and is a predicted model, not a curated record.